Messenger RNA from Capronia coronata CBS 617.96, 1128 nucleotides. RefSeq lists its product as uncharacterized. The record is from RefSeq and is a predicted model, not a curated record. Gene Ontology annotation, cellular component: cytoplasm. Lineage: Eukaryota; Fungi; Ascomycota; Eurotiomycetes; Chaetothyriales; Herpotrichiellaceae. The coding region runs from base 1 to 1128 and encodes 375 amino acids. The transcript has a single exon.
AUGGCGCAAAAGAUCCUUCAGGCAGGAUUGUCCUCUGGGAUGUCAGCGGUCUCGGGGUUUCAUUCCUCGAAACCAGAGUCCCUUCCAGAGGACUACGAUGGACUACAGCACGUUAUUGCCGACUCUGUUGUACCCCAACUGGACACUAGAUAUACGCUCCGCGGCAAAGACGGGAAGGAUGUCCAGGUGCCAGUAAUAUGUUGGGGAGCAUGGCCUUGGGGUGACUCCAGCACUUUCCACUGGUCAGACGACGAGCUGCCCGCUCUCCGAGCGGCAUGGAAAAAGUGUCUGGAGAAAGGAAUGACGUUUGUGGACACGGCGCAAGUGUACGGGAGCGGGCGAAGUGAGGAGAUCCUCGGGGAUUUGAUCAACAACCACAGCCCCGGUGUCGACCGCUCGUCCAUCAUCGUGCAGACCAAGUGGCUGCCAAACAUCACCGACUCGGGGACCAAUAUCAUCCACCCCGUCGAGGCACCUGUCAAGGAACUUCGCAAUACCUUGAAACGCAUGAACCUGACGUAUAUCGACUGCUAUCUUGUGCAUGGUCCUAUCCAUAUCAGCUCUAUCAAGCAGGCUGCCAAGGGUCUCGCACAAUGCGUCGAGGAAGGAUUGACCAAGACUGUGGGCGUCGCCAACUACUCGGUCGAAGACAUGUUGAAAAUGAAGGAUGCUUUGGCCGAGUAUGGUAUCCCCCUUGCCACCAACCAGUGCGAGUACUCGAUUCUGCGGCGACUCCCCGAGACCGAGGGCAUGCUUGAGGCUUGCAAGAAGAAUGGCAUCGUCUUCCAGUCAUACUCGUCCAUCGGCCAGGGCCGUCUGUCAGGGAAAUACUCCAAAGAGAACCCGCCGCCGAAAGAAUACCGGUUUAGCAGUUAUGACAUGGAACAUGUCGAGCCUCUGCUCGAAGUCCAACGUCGUCUGGCCAAGAAGUACAAUGUCAGCGUGGCCGCCGUGGCGCUGAACUGGAACAUUUGCAAGGGAGCGAUCCCUGUGGUCGGUAUCCGGAAGGAAAGUCAGGUUGUCGACAACAUGCAGGCUUUGGGAUGGCGGUUGACUAGGGAAGAAAUUGAGGAGCUGGACAAGCACGGUUUUAAGGGCAACACAACUAUGCUGUGGCAGCAAGGAUAG